AUGAGAUAUGUAAUUGAGGUGAGCUUCUCUGACCUGCCACUCUCCCAGAGAGUUAUCAAUCAUCACGUAAUGUCAUACUCAGAGAAAUUCCUGGCGUGCACUACUUCACUGACACCACUGCUACUAAAGAAUCCACUUCUUUCCAGUCUCACCGUCGAAGAAACGUGCAGAUUUCGUGGUACUACGGAGAACUACGUUGUGGUUUUCACGUUCAUUACGAUUUUCCUGCUAUCAGUCAUCGGUAAUGCGCUGGUCAUUGUGGUCAUUAUGCAGCAACGAGCAAUGCGAUCAAUCACGAACAUCUAUCUUUUGAACCUAGCCAUCACUGAUCUGAUGCUUUCCGUUGUAUGUAUGCCGCCAACACUUUUUUCCAUGGUGAUGAAUUGUUGGAUUUUUGGUAACACCCUUUGCAAAGUAUUCGCCUACUUGCAACGUAGCCAUGGUUGUGACGGCGUCUGCAUAUACACUGAAUCGCGCGCUCGCCAGCGACAAUCGCACGCGUAUGCGAUGAUUAUGUUGGUAUGGGUAGUGGCGUUGGCAGCGAAUGUACUGAUGUUAUUCAUGUACGAAGAAAGGCCUUAUAAUGGAAACGGUCUUAUGUGCUCACCAAUUCACAAACCUUUAUACCAUUUCGUAUACAUGACGAUCGUGUUGCUAGCAGUGCCAUUGGUAAUUAUGACAGUCUUGUAUGGAUCAGUUAUUCGUACGUUAAGACUCGGGAUUCGCCUUGAAAUCGCUGCAGUCGAUUCCAUAGAUCAAGAAAGUGGGUGGAGUUUUGUAGUAGUCUACGGUCUACGCAUAUACAGAAAAGUGCCGUUGCUAAGCAACGAGUUAUUAAGUAAGUCAAUUCAUAGAAUUUCUUCUCUUCGAAUCGUUGUUGUGAUUAUUUUUUUCUGCUGUUGGACACCAUCCUAUAUAUGGUGGCUGUUGUUGAUGGCUGGAGAUUCUUUCAAGAGUCUAGAACUGAAUGUCUGGAACUCGGAUUUGAACACGUUCAUCACAUUGCUCACCUACAUUUCAUCGUGUACAAAUCCGAUCACUUAUUGUUUUUUGAACAAGAAGUUCCGUACGGCUAUUUAUGCAAUGUUCGGUCGGAAGAAAACGUUGCGACAUCACUUUCAAAAGGUGCGUCUUAUAAAGGAAACUAGUUCACGUAACAUUAUUUAA
Molecule: messenger RNA, 1167 nt
Organism: Haemonchus placei
Lineage: Eukaryota; Metazoa; Nematoda; Chromadorea; Rhabditida; Trichostrongylidae
Source: the annotation of a GenBank genome assembly